Cimex lectularius (bed bug) is the source of this 2298-nucleotide messenger RNA. Its product is annotated as ABC transporter G family member 23-like. NCBI's taxonomy places the organism in Eukaryota, Metazoa, Arthropoda, Insecta, Hemiptera, Cimicidae. The transcript is spliced from 14 exons. Gene Ontology annotation, molecular function: ABC-type transporter activity; ATP hydrolysis activity; ATP binding. Gene Ontology annotation, cellular component: membrane. The record is from RefSeq and is a predicted model, not a curated record. Bases 27 to 2036 code for a protein of 669 amino acids.
CACAUGGUAUCAGUGCAACCGGCAGGAUGGAUGAAAACGCUGUCGUGGUGAGAAACGCUUACAAGGGCUAUUCGUCCUCCUUCGUCCUCAAAGGGCUCAACAUGACUGUGCGCAAAGGAUCUAUAUAUGCACUCUUGGGUCCGAGUGGCUGCGGAAAGACAACCCUUCUUAGCUGUAUCGUCGGAAAAAUUAAUUUGGAUUCUGGUUCUAUAGAAGUGUCAUCAGCCUACAAAUCUCUUCUUGGUUACAUGCCACAACAUAUUGCCCUCUAUAUGCAGUUGAGUAUAGCAGAAACGUUUGCUUAUUACGGUCGAGUUUAUGGAAUGAGAUGGGACGAGAUUCAAGACAGGAGCUACCAUCUGCAAAAACUCCUUGAAUUGCCUUUAGACAAAAGGAUUGUCGAGACAUUGAGUGGAGGACAACAAAGAAGAGUAUCUCUGGCCGUAUCAUUAAUUCACAAUCCGGACAUAUUAAUCUUGGAUGAGCCGACAGUCGGCCUCGAUCCUGUGCUUAGUGAUAGCAUUUGGCAAUAUUUAUUGAAACUCACUACAAUUGAAAAAAAGACUAUAAUAAUAACGACUCAUUAUAUACAAGAAGCAAUACAGGCCAACAAGGUAGGUCUCAUGAGGGGAGGAAUAUUAUUAUGUGAAGAAUCGCCAGCUGAUUUAAUGGCAAAAAAUAACUGUUCAACAAUGGAAGAAGCAUUUUUAAAAUUGAGUCAAAAACAAGAGCUUAUGGGGCCGGAAAUAAUUCCAACCAAUCUACCUCCAAGAACUAAACUUAAAACAAUGAAGAAACAUACGUUUUUUGCUAAAAACUGUUUUAUUGCAGAAAUUGUAAAAAACUGGUUCUUCAUCUGGAGAAAUAAACCGAUGCUAGCUUUCCUUUUCGGCCUUCCAUUGGUAAUUACGUUACUUUUUAACAUAGCCAUCGGUCAUAAUCCCAAAGGGCUUGGGAUUGCCGUGAUAAACCGCGAAACACCGCAUGGUGCUUUAGAUUGUGCAAUCAAUCCAGGGAUGGGGUGUAAUUUUACAUAUCCGAUGAGCUGUUUAUUCAUACAAAAACUUCAUUCUUCAGGACUAACACUUGUACCAUUCGAUGAUUUGGAUACUGCCAAAUAUGCCGUUAAAAGAAAUUAUAUUUGGGGACUCGUAGAGAUUCCUGCCAACUACACUCAGAGUGUGUUGGAAAGGUUAAUGUUUAAUUUGAAGACGAAGGAUUAUGCCAUCGAUCACGGAAGUGUCAAUGUUUGGUUAGACAUGUCCAAUCAAAACAUUGGAACUAUGUUGAAAAUCAAUAUACUCGACGCCUAUACGAGAUUUAUGGAAGAAAUGUUUCGAGAUUGCGGCUGGCCUAAAAAUUCAAUUGGUAUUCCAAUGAAGUAUUAUGAACCCGUUUAUGGAGAGAAAAUUGCAAAUCUAAAUCACUAUGCAAGCCCAGCCAUUAUUCUUUUGUUGAUAUUUUAUCUUCCUAUGUCAUAUACAAUAGGUGUAUUGGUUCAAGAAAAAUUACUAGGCGUUUUAGAGAGAAGUUUAGUCGCUGGAAUAACAUUGACUGAAGUGUUUAUAUCUCACACAGUAAUUCAGAUAAUAAUUCUUACUUUUCAAAUGUCAAUUGCUAUGACAGUCCUCUAUUACAUUUUUGAAAGCCCAUUUAUAGGAGACCCUUUUACAACAGCAUUCCUUUUAUUAUUGCAAGGAGUCAGUGGAAUAGCUUUUGGAUUUUUGGUGGCGAUGUCUUUUGAUAAAAUGCUCCAUGCGACUUUCGCCAGCUUGGGCAGUGUGUUCUCGUACUUCUUUUUAUCGGGUCUGGUUUGGCCACAACAAGGGGCUUAUUUUAUUUUACAAUGGUUCAGAUGGGUUGUUCCAGUGUCGUAUUCGGUUGAAGCAAUGAGAGCUUUGACGGCCAAAGGUUGGUCUAUAACCCACCCCUUGGUGAUUAAAGGAUUCGUAUCCGUUUCUUCGUGGAUUGUCAUUUUCUGUCUCAUGGCUCACAUUGUUUUAAAAAUGCGAAAGGGAAAUUUUGGGACACAAUAACAAAACAAGCCAAAUUUAGAAUUGUAAAAAAAAUUACCCACCUGUACAUAUUUUUGUAAAUAUAUUUCUGUAGCAGUACAAACUGUUAGUAUGUAAAAUCUGUACAUUUAUUUUGUGAUAGACUAAAUAAUUUAAAUUAUUCAUUUUACACUUUUAUAAGGCAAGACAUUCCAUGUUUACUACUUGCUGGCAUAAAUUUUAUUUUUUUGUGUAAAUAAACUUUCGAAAAUAUAUUUGCUCAAAUUUAAAUAAAUAAGUCAAC